AUGAAAAUUGUUCUUGUAGAUGCAAAAGCGGUUCUUGAGAGCAAACUUUCUGAAAUAGAUCUGUGCUUAGACAAGGCCAAUAAUGUGGCUACCAUUGUCGAUAACAGCACACAGUCAUUGGUUCAGUUGCAAAUGACGUAUCCUUGGCUACAAGUAAAGCUCCGGUCGCCACCAAAUGCACUGUUAGGUGCCUGUUGUCUAUGUCAGCACCAUUCUUUACAAAUACGUUUGCUUUGUGGUUACUCCAGCAUGCAGAAUUGGCUCAAUUGUUUUGUUGUGCUUGAUAGCGAUCAUCAUGCGCAAAGAGUUAAAAAUCAUGAACCGUUAGAAUGUCAUAAAAGCAGCAAGUCAGCAGAAGAACAAAGAAAAAGGAAUGCUAUCUUAUUUUCCUCUCAAGUUGCUCAAAAGAAAGAGACAGAAGCUACAGAAAGGUUCCUUUUGUGAUGUUAUGGACUAAUACAGUGCCAUGUACCAUAUAACAGAUAUCCAUUCAUGACAUAACUGCACCAUCUUCUGAUAUGGCUAUAGCCAGUGCUUCCGAUUGUAUAUAUAACGUGCAGUUGCGAUCCUUGGUGCAAUUCAUUCAUUCACCCAACCCUUCAACUGGCUGUCUUCAGCACUGCCAUCUAUCAUUCGACAAAGUAACAGUUGAACAUAUUACACGUCAAGUAGUUAAUCUCAGAAUCUUGGAUCUUAAUGGAGAACCAGUCUGUGUCAAUGGAAAUCAAAGUGUCAUUUCUGAUUUUCUCGACAUGAAGAUCCUGUACCAGAUUACACAAUCAGUCUUGGAAAUAUUCCCUUGGCCGAUCAUACCAGUGACACAAGAGGUGUAGGCUGGUGGAGACAAGAUUUAUAUGUUACUUGGUUGGCUCAGUUGAUGCUGUUUUAACUAAUGCUUAUGUAUUGGAACUACUCUGGCAAGAACAAGCUGCUGAGGGAGAUGUAAUGGAAUUCGUGGUCACUUGAAGAAUUUAGUGAGUCCGCUUUUUCUAUCAACCUUACUUAUACUCGCCGACAUAUUUAGUCAGUCCGCAUUCACAAGUGAAGCUGCACAGUCUGAUCUGUAUCCAUUAUGGGAUGACAAAGCCAAUGUAGAUAAAUUUAUUGGAAACAUAACAAAAAUGAAUGAAAUGCCAGUUCUGGAAAAUCCCUUGAACAGACGGCUGCGUUUACAAUACCCAAGUAUAGGAGAAGGGAAUUUUAUGCCAAAUUUUAGUAAACCCGAUCAGCAAGUCAACAUUUUACAACAUGAUGUUCAAUUCCAACCUUGGGUACGACAUCGCCCACAACCGUUGACACCAGAUGACAUCAUCAGAACAACUGAAGAUAGAUUGAAGCAAUUAACGCCAGCAAUAUUACGAGCAGCUCCAAUAUUUUUAGCGAUGGGCAAACAGGAAGAAAAUGUAAUAAAGAUGUUUGAUGUCAAGUCGUUUGAUUACCACAGCUCUGAAAGUCUGUGUGAACAAAAUAACAAUGAAUUUAUUUCAUUUGCUAAACAUCUAAACAGAGAUAACCUUUCAUUUCCAUGA
Molecule: messenger RNA, 1529 nt
Organism: Paramuricea clavata
Lineage: Eukaryota; Metazoa; Cnidaria; Anthozoa; Malacalcyonacea; Plexauridae
Source: the annotation of a GenBank genome assembly